GGAUUCAGGAAUGUCUCUUUGCUUCCCAGAUCUUACACAUUCUCUGUGAAUCCUUCAGCUAAGACUGGUUUUGAGUUUGCUUGGAGUUUGUGUGAGAGGAUAGAUCCGGAAUCAAAGACUGGAGAGGAGAUUUUCAGUCCAGAUGAGAGAGUGGACGGAGCCUGAGAUGAGCUUUUCAUCAGGGGGUUAUCUCUCCACCUCGGAGGGAUACUGCUCCACGGAGCCGCUCCAGUACUACGACAUGCUGGCAGACCCUCUCUGCUACCCCUUGCAGGACCCCGACCCCCAGCUGCUUCCUCACAACCAGCAGCAGUACCUCCCUGCCAACAUGCCUUUCCCCUUCUAUGGCUCCUCUACCUCUCCUUCGCCUUCGUCUUUGGCUUCACCCUCUCAACUCUGCCAUCCUCCAUACCAGUACAGCUCUCAGUGCCUGGAGGGCCCCUGCGAUCCCAGCCAGGAGUCCCUCUCCGGGGAACUGAAUCAGGGAUUUGGCCCGGCGGGGCUGCAUCUUGUACGGAGGUCUCGAAUGGGUUCGGUUGGGAAGAGUAAAGGGCAGGAUGAGCUGUGCGUGGUGUGUGGGGAUAAAGCAUCAGGGUAUCAUUACAAUGCUCUAACCUGUGAAGGGUGCAAAGGUUUCUUUAGGCGCAGUGUGACUAAAAAGGCUGUGUACCACUGUAAGAGCGGCGGCAGCUGUGAGAUGGACAUGUACAUGAGGAGGAAGUGCCAGGACUGCCGGCUGAGGAAGUGCCGCGCGGUGGGAAUGCUGGCUGAGUGCCUUCUGACAGAGGUCCAAUGCCAGUCCAAACGACUGAGGAAAGGAGGUAAAAGCAGAGCGCAAGAAGAGAAGGAGAGCACAGACAGUCGGAGAGUCAGCUCUACCUGCCGGUUACCUGGACAGACUCAGCCUGCCAUUUUGACCCGGGAGCAGAAAUACACUGUAGACAGGAUGGUUGAGGCUCAUCGCCAGUUUAGGGAGCAAGAAAGCAGCAGUUACAGGGUCUCUGAAUGGCAGUGUGCUCUGGAGGGGGCGGGGCUGCCUGAUGUUUUAUCCCCACACCUAAACAGACUGCUGCAGUUUGCAAGAACAGUACCAGGUUUUGAUCUCCUGGAUUUCUCUGACCAGAUGGCCCUCCUGUCCGUUUCCUCUCUGGAGGUCAUGUUUCUGCUCUCUGCCCAGCAGUUCUCCAAUAACCCUGCAAGCCCCACUACAGUGUUGCAGCUUUUCACCACUUCCUCGCACGGCUGGUUCAGAAAUCUGGAGCCCAGGGAAAACUUCCAGAUGAGGACGUCCGUCGGUUCAGGAAGCAGUGAGGAUCUCCUGGGCUCAGUGCUAAACUUCCUUCACAGCAUGGCGGUGCUGCGUGUGACUGAGGCUGAAUACACCCUGCUUACUGCCACAGCUCUGCUCUGCUCAGAUCGAGCAUCCCUGCAGGCGGUCAGCUGUGUGGAGAAAAUGCAGGAGCUGAUCCUGGACCUGCUCUCCAGGGUUUGCGGGGCCCAGGCUGGAGCAGCAGCCAGGGGAGGGCCGCAGCGUUUCGGCCGCCUGCUGGGCAGACUGACAGAGCUACGCACCCUCCAUCACAACUACCUCCUCCUGACAGGGCAGCAGCCAGCACACUGAUGAAGAGGAGAUUCUUCUCUUCCCCACGCAAAGGCCUCUUUGAGACCAGAAAGAGUUGAACUGGCAGCCUUUUUUUCCUCUGUGUUCAUUUAGCUUUGGUGGUUUCAGAUUGUUAGGGUGAAGCAAUCAAUCUGAUUUUUUCAUACUUAUCAACUGCUACCAUGAACACCACCCAGACUGUUUAUUUUCUUGAACAAUUUGAAAA
Messenger RNA from Cyprinodon tularosa, 1826 nucleotides. RefSeq names its product nuclear receptor subfamily 1, group H, member 5 (gene nr1h5). The record is from RefSeq and is a predicted model, not a curated record. Gene Ontology annotation, biological process: bile acid signaling pathway; negative regulation of transcription by RNA polymerase II; negative regulation of inflammatory response. Bases 143 to 1621 code for a protein of 492 amino acids. NCBI's taxonomy places the organism in Eukaryota, Metazoa, Chordata, Actinopteri, Cyprinodontiformes, Cyprinodontidae. The transcript is spliced from 10 exons. Gene Ontology annotation, molecular function: nuclear receptor activity; zinc ion binding; RNA polymerase II cis-regulatory region sequence-specific DNA binding.